This is a messenger RNA of Saccoglossus kowalevskii, 1485 nucleotides long. RefSeq names its product solute carrier family 49 member A3-like. Gene Ontology annotation, cellular component: membrane. Gene Ontology annotation, biological process: transmembrane transport. NCBI's taxonomy places the organism in Eukaryota, Metazoa, Hemichordata, Enteropneusta, Harrimaniidae. Gene Ontology annotation, molecular function: transmembrane transporter activity. The record is from RefSeq and is a predicted model, not a curated record.
AUGGCGGAAGAUGAGAGCUGUGUGGGACAACUGGUUGGCGUAGAAGACAGUGAUAUUAUCACAAAUGAUAAGAAUCAAUUAGGACAAUAUCAAGUAUAUAAGCAGAGAUGGUUCGUUGCUUUUCUCGUGGUUUUGCUGAAUCUGUCAAACCAAUUGACAAUUCAAUCUUUCAGUCCUGCAGCAAGUGUUGUCGCCGAAUAUUACAAUACUUCUGAUGAAAACGUGAAUCUAUUGUACAUGUCAUAUGUAUUUGUUUCAAUUCCAAUGGGGUUUGUAUCUAUGUGGCUUCUGGACUCCAUUGGAUUAAGACUUUCGUUACUAAUUGGUUCCUGGGCAAAUGUAAUUGGAAAUACCCUGCGUUUAAUCAGCACAUUACAUUUCGUUCCAUCAUCAUUGACUUUUCCAUUAGUAUUAACUGGCCAAUUUAUAGCAGGAUCAGCAUUUCCUAUUUUCACGAACUGUCCCACUAAAGUUUCGGAGCAAUGGUUUAGUGAAAAAGAAAGAACAUUAUCUACUAUGAUUACAACUACUGGUUUUGCUUCUAUAUUAGUGAACAUAUUAUCGCCCAUGUUAAUAGAAUACAAAGGAGUGCAGUUUAUGUUGAUAAUAUAUGGUAUUCCUGCCUUACUUGGUGCAGUCCUAACAACAUUUGGUUUGCAUAGCAGUGUACCACCAUCACCACCUUCAGCUAGUGCAUCUGGAAAUACACAACCAUUCUGGACUGGUUUAAAACAGAUUUUAAAGAUCAAGCAAUAUUGGAUUUUUGUCGUAGCUUACGGAUUAGGAGGUGGUUUAGACAUUAGUUUUGGAGCGUUAUCUGAAGAAAUGAUGUGUACUCAUGGAUAUACGCCUACAUUUAUAGGUUUGGUUUCAGCUUUUAAUAUUGGGAUUGGCAUUAUCGGUUCUCUGGCAGCUUCACUAUUUGUGGACAGAACAAAACUCUUUGAAGAGACUGCAAAAGUUACUUUAUCUCUGGGUGUAGUUUUUUCAUCACUAUCAAUGACGGUUUCUUGCAUUCCGCACCAAGAAGUUUUAAUUAUAAUAUUUUCUAUACUCAAUGGUAUACUUUUCAGUGCCGCGUAUCCUGUUAGUGUUGAAUUGUUGGUGGAAAAUACCUAUCCUGUAGCAGAGGCUACGUCACUGGGGAUCUUAGGGAUCAUUUCAUACACCAUGAGUAUACCCUCAACAUUUAUGUUCGAAGUCUUGAGUCAACCCAUGACACCAUACGAGGAAAUACACCAAAAAUGCACAUUAUCUCAUCGCCCCCCUUCAUAUACUGGUAGUAUUAUGAGGAAGUCAAAUAUCACAAAACCGAAAGAUAUGACAGUUGCUAUGAUGGUGUAUUCUGGUCUAGCCUCAUUGCAAGCUUUAUGGAUUAUACUAUUUUUCAAGUCUGAUAACCGAAGACUAAACACAGAGAAAUCACACAGUCUUAUAACAGAUUUACCAGAAUCUGUACAAGAAUCUACACACGUUCGGGCAUAA